UCGCACCCAGACGCAGUCACACAGCAGCUCUUCAGAGGAAUCAGUCCGCACGAAUAGCAGCCAAGAUGGUCACCGAGCCCCGCCCCCGUUAGAGAUGGCCUCCCUGGGCCCUCCGGCGCCUCUCCUGUGCUUCCUGCUGUGGGUGUCGGUGGCGCCCCAGCGCUCCGAAAUGUGUCUGGCGUACGUGACGCACGACAGUUUCUUCUACUACUCGUGCAGCCAGGAGCCGCACGCGUGCAGUGCGGCGUCACUGGCAGCCUGCCGCUGCAGGAGCAUCCCGCUGUCAACUCUGCAGCCCCCUUUGGCGACGCCCUACUCCUCGUCAGUGUUCCGCAUGCGCCGCCUGACCGUGUGGUACACGUCGCCCUGGAACACCGCCCGCCUGCUCAACAACUCAGAGGUGCACCACCUCACCCUGAUGGACUGCAGCGGCGGACCCACGCCCUCUCUGGAGGGACACUUCACAGUGCAGCACCUGGAGCAACUGAGCAUUAUCGACUUCCCGCAAAUGACCCAAACCAAGAUGGAGUCCGAGAGCGACAACGACCUCCAUUUUGACGUCGACAGGUGGAAGUGGCGGGCCGCGUCCCAAGUGCAGGACAUCUUCCUGGGCCGUGAGUUGGGGGCGGCGUUCCACGAGCAGGCCCGGCUUGGCGUUAUCCACGGUUCGGUGCUGCGGGGCGGCGCGGCGGGCGUCAAGGUGUACACGGUGCAGACGCAUAUCGACAGCGAUGGCACGCUGCCAUUCCCUGACCUGCGGCUGCCCAAACUGCCGGUAACGUCCGUCAUCUACGUCAGCUUCGUGUACAGGAGGGAGCAGCACGAGGACUGAACUCACACAAUGCAACUACCACACCAUAACUGUAACAUACUGACAUAAUAAACACUCAUGAAGCAACACCUAAGAAUCCUACUCAUUAUGCAUUGUCCAAGCAAGAAUCCUGUUGAUUUUCAAGGAUCUCUAACCACAGGUGUUGCAGAUGAGCAAUAAUUACUAAUCAAUAAUUUUGGAAUAAGUAUAGGCCCCGGUGCUGUCAGCGAGCACAAAGUCAGAUAUCACAAAUAGGUACAAGUUCACAAUUUUCAAGCAUUCUUGAAAGACCAAGGAUAUUCUUUCAAGUACUGAGCAAGAACUCUAUUGAUUUCGAAAUAUAUCAAUAUAACACCAGGGGUUAUUGCUAGCAAAAGAGAAAAAUGUACAUGUUCCUUCUACUUAAACCUGAAGCCAUCUUCAGACCAAUGACUCUUUAUUUAUUCACUUUAGUUAUUUUUA
Messenger RNA from Phycodurus eques (leafy seadragon), 1273 nucleotides. RefSeq lists its product as uncharacterized. The record is from RefSeq and is a predicted model, not a curated record. The coding region runs from base 95 to 832 and encodes 245 amino acids. NCBI's taxonomy places the organism in Eukaryota, Metazoa, Chordata, Actinopteri, Syngnathiformes, Syngnathidae. The transcript has 2 exons.